AUGCGCAGGUGGCAGAGACCAUCGCAGCAUCCCAGCCCGUUCGUUGGUGCUCUUCUUCUCGCAACUCUGUUAUUCGUGCUGAACUCUGUCCUCUUUCUUCCGGUACUAUCACCCAGCGUUUCCCCAAGAAGUCGAUCACUGGGGCCAGCCAUUGCCUUCGUUUCUUCUAGUGAUCCGAAAAAGAGUGCCCUUUGCGAGAGAACUUGGUUGAAGCGGUUGAGCAGUUACGUCAUUUUUACUUCGCUCAAAAGCAGUGCGAGUAGCGCCCAUCAAGUUCAUCUUCCGCACAGUCCAGGCUCGCUUUGGUCUUCAUUCAGUUCGAAAGCUCUAUUUGCGGAGCUGUACCUGCCUCAUCAUUAUUCGUGGUACCUCAUUGCGUCCGACGAUACCUACGUGCUUGUGGAAGACCUCAUGCAGGACCUAGCCGCUUUCGACUCCGAUGAACCUUAUCUCGCUGUGAUCGGGCCAAGCAGUAUGCAUGAGAAUUAUUCGAAUAAGCCGCACUCUCUGGUAGUUAUCUCCAGAGGUGCCAUGACAACAUUGUGGGACAAUAUCCACAGCGGACGUGACGGAUGUGGAGUGACAAGUUCACCUGAUUUAUGUCUCAGUAAUAUAGUUUACCUCAACCUCAAGGAGGACGCUCACGAACGCUCAAGGUUUCUUCUACUACAACGGCAUUUCUCGAUGUUCGAAAUGCGCGACUAUGCACGACGAAAUGGGAACUACAAUGACGGAGCGCAGACAUUCACUCUCAUCAGUGGUUCCCUUAUCAGCGCACACAAUCUCACCGUCCAAGAUUUCCGAGUACUCGAUCUUCUCCUCAACAGAGUCCAACUUUGGCCAAAGUCGUAA
Necator americanus (New World hookworm) is the source of this 852-nucleotide messenger RNA. RefSeq lists its product as uncharacterized. The coding region runs from base 1 to 852 and encodes 283 amino acids. The record is from RefSeq and is a predicted model, not a curated record. The transcript has 8 exons. Gene Ontology annotation, molecular function: N-acetylgalactosaminide beta-1,3-galactosyltransferase activity. NCBI's taxonomy places the organism in Eukaryota, Metazoa, Nematoda, Chromadorea, Rhabditida, Ancylostomatidae.